Messenger RNA from Manduca sexta (tobacco hornworm), 2382 nucleotides. Its product is annotated as zinc finger protein 425. Gene Ontology annotation, cellular component: nucleus. The record is from RefSeq and is a predicted model, not a curated record. Gene Ontology annotation, biological process: regulation of transcription by RNA polymerase II. Lineage: Eukaryota; Metazoa; Arthropoda; Insecta; Lepidoptera; Sphingidae. Gene Ontology annotation, molecular function: RNA polymerase II transcription regulatory region sequence-specific DNA binding; DNA-binding transcription factor activity, RNA polymerase II-specific; zinc ion binding. The transcript is spliced from 14 exons. The coding region runs from base 384 to 2348 and encodes 654 amino acids.
AAGCUAAGAGGAAAUACCUACUCUAGUUUAUUGGUCUCUGAUACCUACAUGGGGACAGGCUUGUGAAUUGUGAUUGUUCUGAGGACAGCGAACUAUGACGCAGCUGUCACACUACAGCUGAUACCUGAGUGUGCCUGAGGCCUUUGAAUCUCAGCUCAGAAUACGUCGCGUCGCCUACUAGACUAGACAGUAGAUAGUAGGCUUAGUGUCAUUGCAGCGCACUGCUCCGUCUAGACAUUAAUUUUUCGAAGCUUAUUUGGUUUAGUGUCAUUGAGGCUGUGAUUGAGGCGCGCCACUCAAGUCUCAACUUCCAGCGUAGGUAGUGUUAUAUUCUCAGAGUUAUAUUCAAUAAUAAAUCGGUGACUUCUCGUAGUGGUCUCGAAAUGGAUUUGACUAUCAGAGCAUGCAGAAUAUGCCUUAACACUGACGUAAAAAUGUUCUUUAUUGAUAAUUUCUUGGAAAAUGACAUUCAAACCAUUUGGGGGAGUAAUGAUACUUCUAAAAUGCCCCUUCUUAAAUACAUGUGUUAUGAGUGCAUGUUCCUGUUGGCGAAAUUUGUAAAGUUUAGAAAAAAAUACAUUACAGCACAAUCUGUUCUUUUGAAUAUGAUAAAAACAUAUAAUAAGGUAACAGAACAAGACAUAAGGAAAAUCACAUUAAAAUCUGAUUUGUGCCAUCACAAAUUGCCUCCAAUAUCUAUCACAGAAGAGGUGUACAUGACCCUCGAGAUGACAGUUGAUGAAGAGACCGCAUUUGAAGUCAAACCUGUAUUGGAAAUUAAACCAGAUGUAGAAGAGAUUAAAGUUGAUAGUGAAGAAAUGGAACUUGAUGAAUGUGGAAUAAUUAAUGAUGUGAUCAAUGUGGGAGACCAGUGGGGUGUUGAUGAUGUGCCUUUAGAAAACCCCUUAGCAGAUAAUAAUAGUAAUACAUGUAAGAAUGGGAAGCCUGAAAAGAAGAAAUAUGUGAGGCAAAAAACGAAAAAGGAUAAUAUUCCUGAAAGAAAAUCUAGUCACAUUAAUAAACAACAAAAAGCUGCCUCUACAGAUUUCACUAAUAGUAAUGGAUGUAUAAAUGGGAAGCCUGAAAAGAAGAAAUAUGUGAGGAAAAAGAAGUCAAAGGACGAUACUCCCAAAGUGGAAUCUAAUAAGAUUACAAAACAGCAGAGUGACUGUAAAGAUUAUACUGUAAUACAACUUUCGUUGGCAGAGCAGUUGGCUGAUCUGGAGAAGAGGAAAGAGACCUGCAACUACAAGGAUGCGUUGUUCAAGUGCGAAUUUUGUUACAAAGGAUUCCUACUAGAAGGGACAUACAGAAACCACGCAAUUAAACAUGAUGUGAGUUCCGGUGACCUGGUGUGUGCGGUGUGCAAGUUUCGAUUCACGAAGCAGUCCAAGCUCACUCAUCACGCGGCGAUACACGCGUUUAGAUACGCUUGCAACAAGUGUGACGUCAUCACUUCCGCGAGUGACCAAAUGAAGAAACACAUUCAGUGGCACGACGGCGUUUUGUACAAGUGUCAGUAUUGCGACGAAGUGUUAACUAAGAAGACGUCGUUCCUGUCCCACCUGCGCAUCAAGCACCCGUCGCAGUUCGUGUGCGACGCGUGCGGCUACUCCUACAUCAGCGCGCUCGGACUCAAGCAGCACAAGAGCAGGAUGCACAAACACCUCGCGACACAGAAGGAAAAAGAAGACCCAAAAAAAGUGAAAGCUGAGAAGGAAGAGUCGAGUAUGUACUGCGAGGAGUGCGACAUGACGUUCCUGAGCGAGGAGGCUUGGAAGAGGCACACCGUCACCUCCGCCAAGCACCGCGAGCAGAUUGGACUGGCGUGUCGCGACUGCGGCUCGUGCUUCCCGUCGGAGAGCGCGCUCCGCGCACACUCGCGCUCGCACGACCGCGCGCGCCGCCUCGCGCGACACCGCGUCACCAUCCGCCGCCUGCUCCGCCGCCACGGCUACCCGCGACCCUGUGAACACUGUCCAGAGAUAUUGACGACCCGCUUGCGCCAUUGGAAGCACUACCAGCGCUGUCACAGGGACAAGAAGUACCCGCUCGGGAACAAAAAGUUCAUCUGCGAGUACUGCGGGAAGAGUUUUCAGACGAACUCGCACCUGCGCGGGCACACGCGCGCGUCGUGCGUCGCACUCGCUGUGUCGGCGCCGCUCGCCUGCGAACACUGCCGGCAAACCCUGCCCACGCGCCUCGACCUGCAGGAACACAUCCUAAAAGAACAUAAAGAUGUGCCUUCGUUCCCCUGCAAGUACUGCGGCAAAGUGUUCUGGCGCGCAACAAAUGUGUCUCAACAUGCCGUCCGGUGCAAAGCUGCUCGGAAGAAGGCGGCCACUUGACUUCUCUAGUGAUAAAUAUACAAUAUUCUUGAUA